AUGUUUCACCUGUACUCAUUGCUAUAUUUCAAUUCAUAUAUAGUGGAUUUACAGGGAAUUAGUUGGAAUUUGACGUUUCAUACGCGAGCAGAAGCACGACAGGAGCGGUUGCUCCAAUACGUCAGCUAUGCGAAUCUAGGAGUAGAUCGUUCGCAAAUCAUGAAUGAGAUUCAUUCUACCAAAAAAGAAAAUAAUAUGUUUAGAUUUAGAUACACAAAGCGAGAUUGUCAUUGCUCUAUUGUGCAUUUCCAGCUGCGGCAUUUGCUUGCAGCUACCAGUAAAAACGAUAUUUAUUUUCCAAAUGGACAGCACGUAAAACAUUGGAGUCCAAUAUCACGCACAUCAAGUGAUGUGAUGUCACUUACUGGGCCGCUAUCACGGAUCAACAUUACUACUUUGGAUGCGCAAAGUAACAUGCUGAUCAUUGGAGGCUUUUGUGGGGAAUAUGCAUUUAAAAGAUUAGAUAGUAAGCAGAGUAAGUUGUAUACGGGGACAAUCACUACGGACGAAAAUGGCAUUACAAACCACAUGAAUUUGCAAACAAAUCGGAAUGGCGUACCACAGUGUGUUAUUUCAAGUAACGAUCGACACAUACGCACUCUGGAUUUAAAUCGGAUGGAAAUAGUUUCAGUAUUUCCGUUUCCUUGGGCAGCCAAUUGCUCAGACCAAAGUCCAGAUAAACGAUUACUUUGUGUUAUUGGCGACAAUCCAGAAGGAUUAAUUAUCAGUGCCGAUUCAGGAGAAGAACUAUGCCAGCUAAAAGGGCAUAUUGACUUUUCUUUUUCAUGUGCAUGGUCACCAUGCGGGACAUAUAUUGCCACGGGCAAUCAAGACUGCACCACGAGAAUAUAUGAUAUACGACGAAGUGACCAAGCGGUAGUAGUUUUAGGCACAGACAUGGGAGCAGUGCGAUCGCUUGGAUUUUCUCAAGACGGUAAAUUUCUUGCAGUAGCAGAGCCAGCUGAUUUUGUGCAUAUAGUGGAUAUGGAUACGGUGCGUGGACACCAAGGGGAAGGGAAUAGAGAGGACAAGACAGUAUCAGUUCAAACCGUCGAGUUUUUUGGAGAGAUUGCAGGGGUAGCAUUUGCAGGAGCGCAUGGAGAGCGAUUGUUUAUAGGCAACGAAGGUAAGCGAUGA
Messenger RNA from Batrachochytrium dendrobatidis JAM81, 1137 nucleotides. RefSeq lists its product as uncharacterized. The record is from RefSeq and is a predicted model, not a curated record. Gene Ontology annotation, molecular function: protein binding. NCBI's taxonomy places the organism in Eukaryota, Fungi, Chytridiomycota, Chytridiomycetes, Rhizophydiales. The transcript has 7 exons. The coding region runs from base 1 to 1137 and encodes 378 amino acids.